Pangasianodon hypophthalmus (striped catfish) is the source of this 533-nucleotide messenger RNA. RefSeq names its product mediator complex subunit 9 (gene med9). The record is from RefSeq and is a predicted model, not a curated record. The transcript has 2 exons. Bases 63 to 359 code for a protein of 98 amino acids. Lineage: Eukaryota; Metazoa; Chordata; Actinopteri; Siluriformes; Pangasiidae. Gene Ontology annotation, biological process: regulation of transcription by RNA polymerase II. Gene Ontology annotation, molecular function: transcription coregulator activity. Gene Ontology annotation, cellular component: mediator complex.
UGAUUCAGCAACGCGUGCUGAUGACGUAAGGGGAAUGUGGGCGUGGUUGUAAUCAUUCAAACAUGGCGACUCCCGUUGCGGUGGUGGACGAUACAGAAGAUUACUCCUUUUUGCCGCUUAUACACGAUAUUAUCAAGUGCAUGGAUAAAGACAACCAGGAUGUACACCAGGAGUUAAACAAGUUGAGGACGCGGAUCCAGGACACGCGGGAGCAGAUCUUGGCCAUGCCCGGCAUCGACCUGAGCUCUGAGGUGCAGCAGCACAAACUCCGCACCCUGAGAGAACAAGUCCGCACCAAGAACCAGCUGUUACAGAAAUACAAGGGCUUGUGCAUGUUUGACAUCCCCAAACCCUCCUGAUGUACAUACCAUAACAUUAAGGAACUUUCAGACUAUUGUUUGAAGACAAAAAAACGCCUUUAACGGAGACGUGGCGUGGAUCCUGCUCCAAAUGAGGACACUUUCGCAUAAAUCAGUAUACCGUGUAAACCUUUUUAUUUUGCAUAUAUAAUAAACAGCACCUGUUUUAUAUCA